Scophthalmus maximus (turbot) is the source of this 4035-nucleotide messenger RNA. RefSeq names its product dishevelled segment polarity protein 2 (gene dvl2). The transcript has 15 exons. The record is from RefSeq and is a predicted model, not a curated record. Gene Ontology annotation, cellular component: cytosol. Gene Ontology annotation, molecular function: frizzled binding. Bases 502 to 2832 code for a protein of 776 amino acids. Gene Ontology annotation, biological process: intracellular signal transduction; canonical Wnt signaling pathway. Lineage: Eukaryota; Metazoa; Chordata; Actinopteri; Pleuronectiformes; Scophthalmidae.
UGUGUGUGUGUGUGUGUUUUUGUUGGGGGAAAAAAAAAAGUUGUCGGUGGUCGGGUCGUGUGAACGUAGCGUGUCCGUCGUCCGUCGUCCGCCCCUCGCCUCGGUAGCAGCGGGGGAACGCGACUCGCCUCAGUUCGGCCCACGUCGGAGAGCGAGCGAGCUUUCGCGUCCCGCGGCUCGGACUGAGAAGGAGGAGGAGGAGGAGGAGAAGAAGGAAAGAAAGGAAGAAGAAAGAAAAAAAAAAGAAGCCCCAGUGGCCAUCAUCGCUUCACCUCUGCCGUCUCGUUAGCCACCUAGCUAGCUCCGCCGCUAGCUCCGCCGCUAGCCCGACGAGAAGGGAACGCUGCCUCGUUGUUGGAGAGCGCGAGUGGGUUUCUUGUGGCAACUUCCAGCUUUGGUGGAGGAGGAGGAGGAGGUGGUGGUGGUGGUGGUGGGAGAGCGAGAAGGAGGAGGGAGAAAAGAGAAGAAGAAGAAGAAGAAGAAGAAGAAGCCACCGCAGCCAUGGCGGAAACCAAAAUCAUUUAUCACAUCGACGAGGAGGAGACGCCGUACUUGGUGAAGAUCCCCAUCGCCGCCGAGAGUAUCACUCUGCUGGAUUUCAAACAGGUCCUGAACAAGCCCAACUACAAGUUCUUCUUCAAGUCUAUGGACCAGGACUUCGGGGUGGUGAAAGAAGAGAUUUCUGACGACGGUGCCAAGUUGCCAUGUUUCAACGGCCGAGUGGUGUCAUGGUUGGUAUCUUCAGACACUCCGGCAGCGGAGCCUCCAGUUGCGGUGGUUCCUCCCGUGGAAACGACUACCCAGCCUUCGCCACCUCCUCCGCCCCUGCCCCCACCACCCGUGGAGAGGACAGGGGGCAUCGGGGAUUCCAGACCUCCCUCCUUCCAUCCCAAUGCCACAGGCAGCGUGGAGACUUUGGACGACCAGACUGAAACAGAGUCUGUAGUUUCUUUUAGGAGAGAGAGACCUCGUCACCGAGAGGGCAUGGAGCAACACGGGCCUCGUAUGAAUGGCCAGAGUCGUCUGGAGCGCCACCUGGCAGGGUACGAGAGCUCCAGCACAGUGAUGAGCAGCGAGCUGGAAACGACCAGCUUCUGUGACUCCGAGGACGACGACACCAUGAGCAGGUUCAGUAGUGCAACAGAGCAAAGCACAGCCUCCAGGCUUCUCAAGCGGCACCGCCGACGCAGGAAACAGCGCCCCCCACGUCUAGAGAGGGCCUCCUCCUUCAGCAGCGUGACAGACUCCACGAUGUCCUUGAACAUCAUCACCGUCACCCUAAACAUGGAGAAGUACAACUUCUUGGGCAUCAGUAUUGUGGGUCAGAGCAAUGAAAGGGGUGAUGGAGGAAUCUACAUCGGCUCCAUCAUGAAGGGAGGAGCAGUGGCCGCCGACGGACGCAUAGAGCCUGGUGACAUGCUGCUGCAGGUGAACGACAUCAACUUUGAAAACAUGAGUAACGACGACGCGGUGCGGGUACUGAGGGAGAUUGUACACAAGCCUGGACCCAUCAUCCUGACGGUGGCCAAGUGUUGGGACCCCUCUCCUCAGGGCUACUUCACUCUGCCUCGCAAGUUUCCAAUUCUCUUGACUUGUGUAGACGAACCGAUCCGACCCAUCGACCCAGCAGCGUGGGUCAGCCACUCUGUGGCCAUGACCGGGGCUUACCCUCCCUACCCAGGCAGCUCCUCCCUCAGCACCAUCACCUCAUCCUCCUCGGUCACCGAGACUGAACGUUUUGACGACUUCAAUUUAUCACUACACUCAGACAUGGCAUCAGUUGCCAAGGCCAUGGCCUCGCCGGAGUCUGGUCUGGAGGUCAGGGACCGCAUGUGGCUUAAAAUCACCAUCCCCAAUGCUUUCCUGGGCUCAGACGUAGUGGAGUGGCUAUUCCACCACAUCGAGGGAUUCCAGGACAGGCGUGAAGCCAGGAAGUAUGCCAGCAACCUGCUGAAGGCGGGGUUCAUUCGUCACACCGUUAACAAGAUCACCUUCUCCGAACAGUGCUACUACGUAUUCGGCGACUUGAGCGACUGCGAGAACUACAUGGCCAAUCUGUCUCUGAAUGACAACGAUGGCUCCAGCGGGGCCUCAGACCAGGACACCCUGGCCCCGCUGCCACUGCCUGGGGCCUCGCCGUGGCCCAUGAUGCACACCUUCCCCUAUCAGCCCUACCCUACACAUCCCUACUCCAGCCAGCCGCCUCCGUACCACGAGCUCACCAGCUACAGCUACGCUCCUGGCAGCACCGGCAGCCAACACAGUGAAGGGAGCCGAAGCAGUGGAUCAACGAGAAGCGAGGGUGAGCGACGCCGCGGCAGUAAAGGUCCCGGCAGCACAGUGGGUGGAGGGGAGAAAUCACCCGCUGGCGGGGGUGGAGAAGGUGGUGGUGGCGACUCGCGCUCCGGCAGCGGCAGCGAAUCAGAAUACUCCACCCGCAGCAGCCUGCGGCGCGGCCACGGUUCCGCUGCGCCCAGUGAGCACAGCCAUGCAUCCUCCCAGCGCUCACACCAUCACCGCAUGCCCCAGCCCCCCCACAUGUCUCCCUACCCACCGGGUAUCCUGCCUUACAACCCCAUGAUGGUGAUGAUGGUGCCCCAGCACCCGCACCCAGCCAUGGCAGCCGCACACGCUCUUCCUCACACACAGCAGAUGCCCACAGGCCCCAUGCACCCAGCUUUACCUCAACCCCCCUCCUCCGUUCCGGGGGGACCUCCCGGGGCCCCGCCCACCCGGGACCUCGCCUCUGUACCCCCUGAGCUGACUGCAUCACGCCAGUCAUUCCAUCUGGCCAUGGGCAACCCCAGCGAGUUCUUUGUGGACGUCAUGUAGUUUUUCAGUCUCGGUGUUGAGUGACAGUUCAUGUGAAGUUAGUGUACGGUUCCCACUUGUUUGACGAGGAUCUGGCGGGAGCUUGUUGAGCUCACAAGUGCCUAUUGGGUCGCGGGCACUUGUUACAAAUUUGGGGAAAACAGGGUUUAACAUUGACAAAGAAAAUAUGACAAAAAAACCCCCAUCAUAAAUGUGCCAUAUGGUCUGACUAGAUCUGGUGAAAAAGUCUCGUACCAAAUUAUUAAAUAACACUAAUGUCUUUCCAGCCUAAAUCCACAAAGACCAGUUCUGCUUUUUUUAUCUCUGCAAUGAGCUUGUUAGUUUUUCUCAGAAAAUCAAACUCUCAGUUAAGUUUUUUGAGUGCCUGUUAGAGCUGCUUAGCACUCUUGUUUUCUUUUUGCCAUUUAAAACAGAAAUAUUUUUUGGGAGGGGAAGCGCCUUCCCAAGUCACCCAUUCACGUCAGAGCUGCCCAUGCAGGAAACGCACAGACCACAGUUUAACACUAGAGGGUGCCCAGUACACAAGGAUACGAUCUUGUACACUAAAUCUGGAUCAUGAUGCCAGAUGAGUCGGUGGCACAGGAGUAUAUCAAGUGCCUUACUCUUAUUUUUUUUUAAACAUUUUUUAGAGACAUUCUCACACUCCAAGUACGUACAAAUAACUCCUCUUGUACCAGCAUUGUUUGACAAUGAACUUUUCUGUAUAUAUCUACCACUCCAAUGUAAAUGCAAUAAUACAGAACAGCACACUCUAAUGUGAAAAGAAAAUAGGUCCAAAUAUGCCUGGUGAACUUGUGUUGGUUAUCACUGUCUAGGCCUAGUCUUCAGAUAGACUCUUAUUGUGAGGAGUACCAUGGUGUUUGGUGUGGGACUGUAGAGGCAGAACGGUACUAGUUGGUGAAAAUGAGAUACUGAAAGCGGUACUUUUUGAUUACAUGCAGUGUACAUCUUAAGUUACUGUGAUCCAAAUGCCCCCCAGCUCCUCAUGCUUACUUUUAUGUUACUGACUCGCAUUACUCACCUAUUUCAUUUUUUUUGUAUGAGUGACUAUAUAAAUCAUGUGUAACCCAACUAUUAAGGUGCUAAAUGAAGAGUCAACAUAAAAAAAAGAGAAGAGAAGAACGACAUUUUGACAGUGUCACAUUGUUUGAUUUCAUAUCGCCACCUCUGUUUGUGUAUUUGAGAAUAAAUUUGAUACUCUCA